Molecule: messenger RNA, 1151 nt
Organism: Dicrocoelium dendriticum
Lineage: Eukaryota; Metazoa; Platyhelminthes; Trematoda; Plagiorchiida; Dicrocoeliidae
Source: the annotation of a GenBank genome assembly
GGUUGAUAACCUUAACGGAAUUCCCAUAACCAUCAAGAGCAAUGGCUGUCAGUGUGGAACCAGUCAGCCAAUUGAGUCCCCUCGAGUUCAGUGUCUGUCACGACGAAGCUGACUGUAUACUCAUGAGUGAAAAUGAAGCCGUGGUCUCUAAAAUCUCCCAAUACCUUUCUGGGAUGCAAACCACCUCCAACGGAACCGCUGUCAUUUUAGGACAACUUACCACUACAGAACUGUCUACAGUGGACGCGAGUGAAUUUUGUCCCUUUUCUAACCUGACUACUCUGAACGCACCUAGAAUAAACGCGAGCAGUUCUAGCUUCUUGGAGUAUUUACCAAAUCUUGUCCAUGUGAACCUGAGUUACAACGAAUUGACGGAAAUCAAUGGCAUACCGCAUUGUUCCUGCCUGGAAACGGUUGGCCUGGCACACAAUCAUUUGGAACGCUUGCCAGAUUUGUCCGCACUCAAGUUCCUCCGGAAAUUAGACCUGAAUCACAAUGAACUUACCUCCAUUGAAGGUAUUCGAGGCUGCGAACUGCUUCAGUGGCUUCAUUUGGGAAACAACCGGUUGACAGCUUCAGCUCUGAUGGGUCUGGACACGACCAAGCAGUUUUUUGGUUCUGUUGACUCUUUACGUACAUUCCAUCAAUCAUCCAUGAACUCUUCACCGCCAGGACGCUCGCUCAAUAUCAGACCUCCUUUGUUGAGUCUUACUUCACUCCGCGUGCUAAACCUGUCCGGGAAUUGCGACCUCUCCACGGCGAUUGCUUUUCGAAUGACUGAGCAAGAGCGAACUCAUCUCAAACAACUUGGGAACUCAAACUCACCUCAGAGCACACAAGACCACCCAAAUGUAAUCCAGGAUUCCGAAAACUACGGGAUCUUCCCUAUCUCUGUGACACACUUGUAUCUCAGUGGCUGCAGAAUAUCCGCUUUGUCUGGCCUAACAGCUCUGAAGCACCUGAAUGUGCUCAACCUGAAGGACAACGAAAUCGUGGACAAUUAUGAGCUAAAAAAACUUCACGGUCUACGCCUACUGCGUAAUUUGGAUAUGAGAAACAACCCUAUCUGGGGGGGGGGGGGGGGGGGGGGGGGGGGGGUUUUGAAUGGGGGGUUAAUUGGGGGGGGGGGUAUAUUUGGGGGGGUUUUAUAA